Messenger RNA from Lytechinus pictus (painted urchin), 7116 nucleotides. Its product is annotated as dipeptidyl peptidase 9-like. The record is from RefSeq and is a predicted model, not a curated record. NCBI's taxonomy places the organism in Eukaryota, Metazoa, Echinodermata, Echinoidea, Temnopleuroida, Toxopneustidae. Bases 473 to 3013 code for a protein of 846 amino acids. Gene Ontology annotation, biological process: proteolysis. Gene Ontology annotation, molecular function: dipeptidyl-peptidase activity; serine-type peptidase activity. The transcript is spliced from 18 exons.
AGAUCAAGCUAUGGGAAGCGCUCUACCACGUCUUUAUACUUCCCCAGUAAGCCUAUAAGUUUGACAUUCAUAAAAGAUUUUGUAAGAGUUCCAAACUAGUUCAUCUUUUCAAACCCUGAGCCCCGUCCAAUGUCCACUGCAUCUCCUGAAGAAUACUCGUAAUAAUAAAAAAAAGACUGCCGUACCUAUCAUACGUAAAGAACAAUGAUCUAUGACCGUAUAUAAAACUAUGUGACCGCUCCAAUUGUUUGUUUAAUGUAGUACGAUAAUUACAUUGUGUAGUUUUCCGUGAUCGGAUGGGAUAAGAAAGCGACGAAGAGAGACUUUAUUUCAUCUUUUUUUGGAAACAUAUGGUUCAUCUAUCAGUUGCGUUCAUGGAUGUAGAGGAUUAGAAAACUCUCCUUGAUUUUUCCAGACAAUAGUCUAAUUGAUAAUAGAAUCAGAUACAGAGAAAUCUUUGAAAUCUGAGACCAUGGCGACGGGGCCGACUUCUUCAACAGUUCCUGAUUCUAACCCACCAUUCAGCCAAGGACUGCAAGGAGGGGACAGGAAAAGAACUUGGCAAGAACUGCACAGCAAUGUCAAGUCUAUGAGACGGAUUCACAUGCUCUUGGCCAACCGGGUGUCUCUGGAGUUUACUUUCAGGGUUGUUGAAACCGAGAAUGGACCACGGACAAGGCUGUACUUUUUAGGAGUGCCUCCAGGUAAUAGAGAAAACACGCUACUCCAUGCUGACAUGCCCACAGAGGAAGAUGAUGGUAGCGGAGAUUCGGUCUCACGCUGGAAACCCUUGCUUAUCCCAUUCCGAGGCCUCAUGCAAACUGGCAACUUCUCCAAGGAGGAACAGCUGCUAAGAGAGAGGAAACGAAUGGGGACGUUUGGCAUAACUACCUAUGACUGUGAUGUAGAGAGUGGACGAUUUCUCUUUCCUGCCAGCGGCAGUCUGUUUACUUGUGUAGAUCCCGAUCUCAUUACCUACCCAGUAUACCCCAGUGAAGUACCGACACAAUGUCAAGGAGUGAGAUUGGAUGCUAAGCUAUGCCCUACCAACAGCAAUCUAUUAGCAUUCAUCACAGAGAAUGAUCUAUGGGUAUCCAAUGCCAUCACGGGAGACGAGAAGAGAAUAACAUUUGCCAAUAAAGGCUUGCCCAACAUAGCAGAGGACCCCUGCAGUGCAGGAGUGACCAGUUACAUCAUCCAGGAGGAAUUUGAUCGCUACACCGGUUACUGGUGGCAACCGGAUGUCCCCGAAGAACAGAAGACGGAGAGGACGGUGUAUAGGAUACUCUAUGAGGAAGUUGACGAGAGUGAGGUAGAGAUACUCAACAUCGUAGCACCGGGCCAUGGCGAUGGAGGUGUCGACAGAUAUCGCUAUCCUAAAGCAGGUACAACCAACGCAAAGAAUGUGCUGAAGAUUGUAGAAUUCACCCUAAAUGAUGAGGGAAAGCUUGAAGAAAGUUGCAUUCACAAGGAGCUGAGAGAACCACUGAAGACAAUGUUUCCGUGGAUGGAAUACAUCAUCAGACUAGGCUGGACACCAAAUGGCAGAUAUGUCUGGGCCCAACUAUUGAGUCGUAACCAGCAGAGUACAGUCCUCCUCCUCAUCCCUAUGGAUAGCUUUGUACCGGUCGGUCAAGACAAACCGAUGACCUCCGAAGGCCAGGUCAACAAACCGGUCGUCCGUGUUCUUUACGAGGAGCAUUCUGAUAUUUGGAUCAAUUCUCACAACGUCACCCACUUCUUCCCACAAACCAACCCAAAUGAGAUGAGUUUUAUUUGGGCUAGUGAAGCAACAGGAACCAGGCAUCUCUAUCAGAUCACCUCAGACUUGCAUCCAAGGGAAGCGAUUCCAGGUAGUCUUAAGCCAGCCAUUCUUAAGUUUGAGAUGUUGACAUCGGGUCAUGGUGAGGUCUCUGCACAUAAUAUAUGGGUAGAUGAAGACAGGUCAUUAGUAUGCUAUACAGCUCUACAUGAUAGCCCCAUAGAAGAACACUUAUAUGUAGUAUCGUAUGCCGAUCAUCAUCCACCAAUCAGAAUUACGCAGCUAGGAUACAGUGUACAAAGUGCCAUGAUCAGCCCAGAUUUCCAGUAUUGUGUGUGUACAGUGAGCAACCUGACCACGCCCCCCUUCACCACCGUCAAUAGACUAGAAUGGUCGACCACUGGUUCCCUGGGGGUCUCAAUGAAAGAACUCUUCAAACUUAUGCUGCCACAUACUAUGCCAUUCCCAUUCGUGCCUCCGGAACUGUUCACCUACAAGAACUCCUCCACUGGGGAUGAUAUGUACGGUCUUCUGUUCAAGCCUCAUAACAUAGAACCAGGCAAGCAAUACCCAACAGUGCAGUUUGUCUAUGGUGGUCCUCAGGUCCAGUUGGUGUCAAAUUCCUUCAAAGGGGUUCGUUUCCUACGCCUCUACACUCUAGCAUCACUGGGCUAUGCGGUGGUGAUCGUUGAUGGACGAGGGUCUUGUAAGAGAGGACUCAGAUUCGAAGGUGUUCUUAGAAACAGACUUGGUCAUGUUGAGCUAGACGACCAGGUGGAGGGACUACGUUGGAUUGCUGCAAAAUCAGAAUGCAUUGAUCUCAAUAGAAUAGCAAUCCACGGUUGGUCCUAUGGGGGAUACUUAUCGCUCAUGGGGCUUGCAAAGAAACCAGAUGUAUACAAGGUGGCCAUUGCCGGAGCCCCCGUCACAUGUUGGACAGUGUAUGACACAGGUUACACUGAACGUUACCUGGACACGCCAAGCAACAAUCCUACUGGAUACGUCCAGAGCUCAGUACUCAACUUAGCUAAGAACUUUCCUAAUGAUGAGAAUCGUCUUCUCAUUGUCCAUGGAUUGAUAGAUGAGAAUGUACAUUUCCACCACACCAGUCUCCUCAUUGAUGAACUUGUCAAACAUUGUAAACCCUAUCACUUACAGAUCUACCCUCAAGAGAGACACGGGAUCAGACGUCUGGAGACAAGUGAACACUACGAGACAAACAUACUCAGCUGGCUACAACAACAUGUAUGAACAUCGUAAGACAAAUUUCAUUUUCAAUUUUGUCUUUGCAGCUUUAGUACUGAUGAUAAGUGACUAUUAUGUAGAAUUUGGUUCAACUCAAUGCUGCUAGUGUGGCCAGUGCUAAUAGACAGUAUCUCCAACUUGCUUUUCUAAUAAACACCUGCAUUGAUGGAUUCUAUGUUUGUGAUGCACUUUUUAUAUGAAGUGAAGCUAUGGACCGUUUCACGAACGUGGCCAGGCGCAUUUAGUUGUCAUGACGAUGGCAAUAGACAGUGAUGACAACGAUGCCGAUCGUUAAAAACCACAUUUCUAAAUGAAGUCUAAUGCGUAAGAUCAUGUAUGGCACAGUUCGACAGUAAGCAGCUCCGUAAAUUAUGUAUGCCCGACACCCAAUUCAUGGAGCCUUCCUGAUACAAUUUGUCCCGGUUUUGUAGUUCUAAUAUAGGUCUAAAUGCAAUCAAAUUAUUAUGGCUCGAGCAACUUAUGAAGUGAAGUAAAAAUGGAAAUAAAAGUAAAAAUUAUAAUAAUCAUAAUAAAACUUUAUUUACCCAGGGUAGCCACUUCAGUUAUAAAACUGCUCUAUCAGCGGGCCCUGCAUUUAUAAUAUAAUGUUAUUAUAAAUGGGGGUCAAUCAUACCAAAAGGUUGAUGACCUUUUGGAAUUGCCCUUUUAUGUUUAUUGUGCAUAUAUAAACAAUUAGCACUUGAAUGUAUGUACUAUGUAUUUUGUCUGUAUAGGGAAGUUGCAGUUUAUUCAUUUUAUUCAUGAACUUGUGAAUGUUUAAUCACACUGAACAAGCGUUGAUGUUAUACACUGUAUGCCAUGGUCAUAUGAUGCUACUGCAACUCAUUCCCAUCGAAACUUGUUUGUAACAUUUUUGUAGUCCAAAUGGCUGCGAUGCCAAUUAUUACUUUCAAUGAAAGCCUGACGCUCACCCACCGAUUAAUGCCUUGUGCAAGGAUUUUUUUGUUUGGAACCAUCUAGAGGUUGUAAGAAAAAAAGACAUCUGACACUAUCACUUUUGUUCUUUAUAGACGACAUAUUGUCUAUAAACUAUUGUGACAUUAUUUUAUAACAAGAUGAUCAAGAUUAUUGUGAAUAAAUCUGUAGACUAAAACUUCCGUUCAGAUAUAUGUAGACCCCGUGGAAUAAUGUAAUUUCUCAUAUUUUAUCACCAGUUUUGGUAAUUGAGGAAAUAUUUGAACAAAGUUGGGUACAGUCAUGUGAAGAAAAAAAAACUACCUCACACAAAAAGACAAUUUAUGUAGCAAGAAACACAAACAUUUUGCCUGGCAGCCAUAUGAACAAAUGCAGAGCAGUUUGCAAUGUGGUAUGAGGAAAAUUCUUCCUUUGGACCGUUUUCUGAACUCUGCUUUAUUUUACCCAUGGGUUAAAGUCUAUUUGAAUCAUGAAAAAUAAAGUUUGAACAUUUAGACCGCAGACAAAGUUAAUUUACUGAGCUCUUUUGUAAUGAUUCAUUUAAUAAAGAAAAUUAUUGUGGUUAUCGUCUUUAGAUAGUGUUAGAUACGCUGAACACCAGAUGUUCUGAUAUUUGCUAUCACAGAUUUGUGCUAUAUAUUGCUACCCCUUCGUUGACCACAGAUUUAAAGCACAGAAAAACCAUAAUUUGAAAUACAGGCCAAUAUAACAAUGAAAUAUUAGAUGCUAUUAAUGUAGAAUCAAGUGUGUCUUUAUUCCACAUAUAUUUCCAUGGAAAAAGGUGGGGUUUUUUUUCUUCAUUUAAUUACAUGUUUGAAAUGAACUCAAUUCUAAUAAUGUCCACUAAAGUAUUUGUAUGUGUAUUGUAACAGUUGAACACUUACAUGUAGUCUGUAGAGAGUCUAUGUUUGCAAAUGUUAUUAACAUAUAUUUGAAUCAUGUAACUUACAUUCAAACUAGAAUGUUUAGUAGUCAGUAACCUGAUAGACUGACAUUGAAAUAGGUAUUUUCAAAGUAUACAUUUAUUUGUACCAUAGUGAGGUAAAUAUGUUAGUGUAGGAAUAUAUAGUAAUGCAACAGUUCCUUUUAUUGUAUUGUACUAGGAAUAAUUUUCACAAUUAUUACAUUUACACUUAUUGAAACAGAUAUUGAUAUUGAUAUUGAUAUUGGAUUAAAAAAAAACUUUUUUAAUGGCUGAUUUUUUAUUUUGACUGUUAUUAAAACACCCACACCGCGUCAUUUCUUCAAUAAUUACUGGUAUACAUCUUUUGAAAAAGCUCAAAAUUUCAGACUCUUUUUUUUUUUAUUGUACAGUGUGUAAUUUCUAUGAAAACUCUUUUCUUCAAAUUAUUACCUGAACACACAAAAUAAAUGUUUUUACACACUUUUUAAUGGUGAUUUAGAGGGGUUUUUUUUAAUUUUUUUAUUAUGAAACUCAUUAAGUCUUUUUAAAAGGUAUCUUAUCCUACAUGAUUAAUCAUUUUUGUGUCUAUCCAUCUCUGAGAUGAGCAUGAGACAUUGUUUGCAAAAAAAUGUGAUAUAAACUUGUGCCAAAGUGGAGAUGAUUAUUUUUUAGCUUGCUUUCUAUAACAAUACUUCAAUUACACUCAAUUCAUGCAAUUGCUUCCCAUCCUCUCUUGAUCUUCUAAGGCCCCAUUUUCAUCUGGUUUCUUAAAUCAGUUUAGUGAAAACCGGUUUAUAGUGGGAACCAGCUUAAUGUGUAAUGGGAACACUCAAAGCGGUCUUUGGAAGCGAUCGUAAAUGGUCUUCAAAACUGGUUUUGAAAACCACAUAGUAAUAUGGUUUUCAAGACCGUUUUGCCCCUUUAAGCAUAUGUGAGGACAUGACCAUUCGCAUGUUGGGUAUGUUACUGUAAGUAGAAUGCUUGCGCUGGGUUUUAAAUUUCGUGCAAAACAAGUGGCCGCACGUUCCCAUAGCAACAAGACCACUUUACGGAAAGCGGUUCUGGAAACCAGUUCAGGAGAUGGUGAUGAAAAAAUAUUUUCUAAACUGGUUUCCUAAACUGGUUUAAGGGAAACGUUUAAAGAAAGUAGAUGAGAACAGGGUCAAAACUUGAGAUCAUACCCAGCCGAAUACCUCAUAAAUAUCUCUCAGCGUUCAGAUGCAAAACUUUUAUUUACAUUACAUGGUUUAACAGAUGCAGAAUAAUAAAGGCAUACAGUCACAAGUUCUUGCCCAAAAAUGCAAUUCACAUAUCUUUUUUUAAUAAAAAAAAUAUAAAUAAAUAAAAAGUUUGUGCAUGUAUUAUGUUAUCAUUUUCCCAUUUACAUGCAUAGACACUAUUUUAUUGGUAAUAUUGUCUUAGUAGUACUUUGCAAUGUUUCAAUAUUUUUGCUUGUUUAUUUUAAACAUCCAUUCAUUCUUUUUGAGAUAUCGAUCUAUCAGAAUCAGAUAUGAUUAGUGAACUCAGGUUUCGUUUUAAAGUUGGCAAGAGCUACAGGAUUACUUCUCAAAAUUAGAUAUUUUAAGAAAAGUUUCAGAUUUGCCUCUUUUACGAAUGAUUACUAUUUUUAUCAAAAGUAAAUUUGCGGAUCUACUAUUAAUCAGUUAUAAAUAUAAAAAAGAUUCAAGAACAUUUCAUACAAGUGACCGAGAUGUACUGAAGUGUAAACUCCUAAGAAAUAUGUUUAAAAAACUUUUUACUUCAAUGCAAAGAUUUGGAUUUAUAUUUUUAAGAAAAAAAAAACUAUAUACCUAAUUCUAUGAAGCCUAUUCAUAUUAAUCACACUUUAUCACUUUGUGUUUAUCAGAUAAGUCAUGAAAUGCAGAUAAUAAUCAUAAAUGUGUUUACUAGAUAAAAAAAUAGACUUUUAGAUUAUAAUAUGUUUAUAGUUCAUUUUUGGUUAUAAUUCCUGGUAAAGCACAUCAUUGAACAAUAUUUCCUACUGUUUCUAAAAUGAUAAGCCAUUGAUUUUAUUUUCAUAUGAUAUUUCUGUCAGUUUAAUGUAUUUUCAGUGAUAAAUUCAGUCAGAAACUUCAGUGAUACAUUGCAAUGAUUACCGGGUAGAAUAAAUGAUUCACUUCACCAUCUUUCAUUUGAAGUGGUAUCAAUGUAUUUGAUUAAUAAAUGAUAAUAAUCAUGUUUUAUUUGCAUGUAUAUGUGUACUCAUGUACAUUGUAAACAUGCACACACAUGUACAAAGAAAUGUGAA